This is a messenger RNA of Dryobates pubescens (Downy woodpecker), 4794 nucleotides long. RefSeq names its product zinc finger protein 644 (gene ZNF644). Bases 383 to 3970 code for a protein of 1195 amino acids. Gene Ontology annotation, molecular function: DNA-binding transcription factor activity, RNA polymerase II-specific; RNA polymerase II cis-regulatory region sequence-specific DNA binding. NCBI's taxonomy places the organism in Eukaryota, Metazoa, Chordata, Aves, Piciformes, Picidae. Gene Ontology annotation, biological process: regulation of transcription by RNA polymerase II. Gene Ontology annotation, cellular component: nucleus. The record is from RefSeq and is a predicted model, not a curated record. The transcript is spliced from 10 exons.
CGUGUUACUGAGCCCUCCACCUUGGUGUUAGUAGCACCAGGUGCAAGGCUUCAGUCCCUGUGCUGACUGAGCUGCUGCCCUCUGCAGAGCACGCUGCAGGAAGCUGGACUCCAGGGACACGGCUACACGUGACUCACCCACGUCCGCCUCCACCGGGAAGGAGCCCACAGCCCUGCUCAGCAGAUGAAGACAAACGCUUCUUGGUUGCUGCAGCUGCACCAGCUCUCAGCCACCAGAUUUGUUUUAAUGUGGAAGUGGAUCUCACAGCUUAAUUAAAGGAAAAAAGAAUGUCAAGAGUGGUCUUUCUUGAUUUCGAUGAAGGGCCAUUGCAGGGAGCCAUGGAUAUUAGUUUAUAAAUGUACUUAAUGGACAGACCAGCAAUAUGGAUGAUAUAGAGAGAAAUACUGAAGUCACUGGUGCUAAAGAAGAGGAGGAAAUCCUUUGUGAUGACAAUUUCGUAUCUGAGGAAGAAGGUGGCAUUCCUAACCCACAAGAGAGCGAUGCGUCAUUUCAGACAAACAAUACAUUGACUCUGCCUGAGGAGCUAUCAAGGGACAGAUCUGAAAAAGCUUUAAGUGGAGGCCAGACUUCUCUAUUUAUACACACUGGUGCUCCUACUGUUUCUAGCGAAGACUUUGUCUCAUCUAGAGGAACUGCUGUUAAUGGACCAGUUUCACACUCCACCUCAACUAAGACUUCCAUUAUGAGUAAAGGCAGUAUUUCAUUAACCACCGGACAGACUGUAGGUCAUCACACAGAUUCCUGCUCAACUUUAACAGUGGUUCAUGAUCUUCAGCUGCCUGCAAAGAGUACACCCCAGAAAUCAAAUCAGCACCAAGUUUUAUUUUUGUUACCCGAUGUAGCACAUGCUAAGAGCCUGACUCAUUCCAUUAAAAAUCUACCUACCUCUUCUUCAGUUGGUUGUGAUUCACAGAAAUCAGUAGGAACUAGUGUAGAUAGCACUUUAGUAGGCCCUGUAGAAGUCUGUGAGGAUGACAAAAAUUUGCUAGUAAAAGAUGAUUGUGUCGAUACAUUAACAGGCAUUUCCUCAGGUACAGGUGGUUUCAGAUCAGGAUGUGAUCCCAGCUGGGAUAGACAAAAAGAGUUCAUCCAGUUCCUUAUGACAAAUGAGGAAACAGUAGAGAACUCUCCCGUUCACUGUAAAGUAGGCUCAGAAAAAAAGCGAAAAAGGAAAAUGGAUGUCAGUAAAAUAACACGCUAUACUGAGGACUGUUUUGAUGAUAGCAGUUGUAAAUCAAAACUACUAAAUGUUGACUUCCUAGAGCAGAAUGAGGACCUACAAAUAGAACCACAAAAAUACUCACUGAGUAAAGUGAAGCCUGAAUCUGCAGAUGAGGAGCUGGAAGCUGUUGAUGCCAUCCAGCAGCUCAUUUAUAGUCCUAAUAGUAACUGUGCAGAAGAUACUUCUCCGGUUCACACUAGCACUUUUCUUUCCAACACUUUAAAAAACAAAUGUGAACAGAAUGAUUCUGAAUCACCAUCUACUUUUAGUACUGAUGAACCAUCAUUUUAUCCCUGUACAAAGUGCAAUGUGAAUUUUAGAGAGAAGAAACAUCUGCAUAGGCAUAUGAUGUACCAUUUGGAUGGAAACAGUCAUUUCCGACAUCUUAAUGUCCCCAGGCCCUAUGCAUGUAGGGAAUGUGGAAGGACAUUUCGAGAUCGUAAUUCACUUCUUAAACAUAUGAUAAUUCACCAAGAAAGAAGGCAGAAACUGAUGGAAGAAAUACGUGAGCUGAAAGAACUUCAGGAUGAGGGUAGGAGUGCACGGUUACAGUGCCCACAAUGUGUAUUUGGUACCAAUUGUCCCAAAACGUUUGUGCAGCAUGCAAAGACCCACGAAAAAGAUAAAAGAUAUUAUUGCUGUGAGGAGUGCAAUUUCAUGGCUGUGACAGAAAAUGAACUGGAAUGCCAUCGAGGGAUUGCUCAUGGAGCAGUAGUCAAAUGUUCAAUUCUUGGUGGCGACAUGUCCCAGAGGAAAACACAGAAAAAAGCAUCCUUGAAAAAUCCAUAUUUAGGAUCCUCAAAAAAGUCAUCAACGUAUAUGUGUAAGAUGUGUCCCUUUACUACUUCAGCUAGAAGCAUUUUAAAAAAACACAUGGAAUAUUUGCACCCAGCAUCAUGCAUUGAUCCCUUUGGUAGCCAUCUUAGACUAGAAAAAAGAAAAAGCAGGAUGAUAGAAGACUCUUUAGAAUUUGGUAGCAGGACAAAACAGUUGAUGAAACAAUCUUCUACUUUUCCAAAGAACUCUGUUUUAAAGCAGGAUGUAAAAAGAUCGUUUGGCUCUACUUCGCAGUCCAGUAGCUUCGCAAAACUUCAUAAGAGACCCUACAGGAUACAGAAGGCUCGGAAAAGCGUUUCACAGUCAUCUAAACUAAACUCUGCUGAAAAAAAAGACAGCUACGAAACGGAGGAUGAAAGUUCAUGGGAUAAUGUUGAACUAUGUGAUUACACUACACAGUCUAUGGAGGAUGAAUCUUACAGUGAUAUUAAUCAGGAGCAUCUAAACCUAUUCCCUAUAUUCAAAGGUAAAAUGGAAGAUCAUGAAGCUGGUGAUAAAUCUUCACUUAGUUAUGAGCAGAAUGAUGGCUUUUAUUUUGAGUAUUAUGAAGAUGCUGAGGGUAGUAACUUCCUGCAUGAUUUGCAUGAUCCUCAGAGUUUGGAAAAUGUAGGAUCAGCGUUGCCAAAGCAUAAUUCAGUUUUCCAUUGGACUGAUUUGUCACUUGAAAAGAAGUCCUGCCCAUACUGUCCAGCAACCUUUGAAACAGGUGUUGGAUUGUCCAAUCAUGUCAGAGGACAUCUUCACAGAGCUGGACUAAGCUAUGAAGCCCGUCAUGUUGUUUCACCAGAACAGAUAGCGACAAGUGACAAAAUGCAACACUUUAAAAGAACUGGAACAGGAACUCCUGUUAAACGUGUUAGAAAAGCAAUUGAGAAAUCUGAAACUUCCUCUGAGCAUACAUGUCAGCUCUGUGGAGGCUGGUUUGAUACUAAAAUUGGAUUGUCUAAUCAUGUGCGAGGACACCUGAAGAGGCUUGGCAAAACCAAGUGGGAUGCACACAAGUCUCCGAUCUGUGUUCUGAACGAGAUGAUGCAAAAUGAAGAGAAGUAUGAAAAAAUCCUAAAGGCUCUGAACAGUCGUCGCAUUAUUCCCAGACCGUUUGUUGCUCAGAAAUUUGCAUCAAAUGAUGACUUUUUGUCUCAGAAUGUUAUACCUCUUGAAGCAUACCAUAAUGGCCUAAAGACUGAAGAUGCAUCUGUGUCUGCAUCAGAGGAAGAAGGGCUGAGUUUCCUAAAUGAAUGUGAUGCAACAAAAGCAGUACUACAUUCAAGAAAAAAAAAUCAGUCACUUACACUGAUAGAACUCCUGAAAAAUAAGAGGUUAGGAGAAGAAAGGAAUCCUAUUAUUUCUCCUCAAAAGAUUCAUAAUCAAACUGCAAGAAAGAGGUUUGUUCAGAAAUGUGUUCUUCCAUUAAAUGAAGACAGUCCAUUGAUGUAUCAACCACAAAAAAUGGACUUGACUAUGCAGACAGGUAUGCCUGUGAAGCUUAGAACGUGUGUGCAUUGCAAUACGACGUUUACAAGUGCUGUUAGCCUGUCCAACCACUUACGCGCUUAUGCACGAAAGAAGAGUGCUGGACUUUUGACUGGGACAGCUUUAGACUGUAAGCAAAAGAAGUCAAGGUCAAGAUCUGGAAGCAAGAAAAAAAUGCUGCAAUUACCUCAUAGUGCUGAUGAAGUUUACAUACUCAGAUGCAGGUUUUGUGGUCUGGUCUUUCGAGGACCUUUGUCUGUUCAAGAAGACUGGAUAAAGCACUUGCAGCGACACAUUGUUAACGCAAAUCUUCCACGGACUGGAGCUGGCAUGGUCGAAGUCACAUCACUACUUAAAAAGCCUGCUUCAAUUACUGAAACUUCAUUUUCUCUACUGAUGGCAGAGGCAGCAUCAUAGAACAAGGCAACAUUUUCAGUUUCAAUUGGAUGUAAAUUUGAAAUACUUUGUCAUUUUUUAAAAUAAAUUGCUACACUAAAUUAUGUUUAUAAAUGCUAAGGACAGAAAAAAUAGAGGCAGUGGAUUACAGUAACAUCAAAAUAAACUGAAUACUUAAGUUACAGUAAGUAGUCUUUAUAUUUUAUAUAGAGUGGAAGAUGUGUUUUUAAGGUUUAUUAUGUUUUUGUCAGUUACUGUGUUCACUAUCAAUACAAGACCAUUACAUGUAUGGCAGCCAUUUUUUAAAUUGUUGCACAUGGGUACUUAAAAGACAAAUUUUAAUAAAACAAAAAACCCCCCACGUUCUCUUCAGUGUUACCCAAAUCAAGGCUCUGUUUAUUCCAAAAAGAAUUACAUAGUAAAAUAAGAUAUUAUUCUAUUUUGUUUGUAUGUAUGUAGUGUUUUGUAUAAUACCAAGAACUGCUAAUACAAUUUACUCAACUUAGGGCAUUAAAUACCAUGUACUUCAUAGUUCAAGAGACUGUUUCAUUCAAAUAGGGCAAUUAGUACUAUUCUAUCUAGGUGUGUAAGUGUUUUUUUUAAAACCACAUGAGGCUUUUUGUACUAAAAAGUGGAGGGAAACUUGUUUAAACAAAUUUCUAAGAGACAUAUGUACAUAAUACUGGAAAUUUGUGGUAAGGAAAUAUUCUUUACUUCAGUUGCAUUUCUCACUGACAAUAAAGUGGUGGAUCCAUGCUACCUCCAACUUGUCAACAAAGAUCACAUUUACCCUUAUGUUUUUGUAUCAUAGUAGAUUCAACCCAACUUCCUUUAUUACAGAGCAU